Messenger RNA from Rotaria sp. Silwood1, 1125 nucleotides. Lineage: Eukaryota; Metazoa; Rotifera; Eurotatoria; Philodinida; Philodinidae. The record is from the annotation of a GenBank genome assembly.
AUGGAAGAAGCACAAGAAAAAGAUAUGGAUGCUAUUGCUAGUUUUAAAAGUGGUAAAUCAUUAACAAUAACUAGACAACAAGAUAAUGUAUGUACACGAAAUCAAAUGAUUAAUUUACUUGCUUCAUCAAAUCGUUAUGGUUAUAUAUUUUAUGCUACGGAAAAUGAUGGUCUUGCAAUAAUAUCAUCAAAAUAUAUUGAUCAACAAUCAUCUUAUUUAAAUAAAUCAUCUGAUGAUGAUGAUGAUGAUGAUAAUGAAAAUCAAAAUCUUGAACAAAAUCCAAUUGUUUAUCGAUCAUAUAUGCCAUCUCAAAUGAUGAAUAAAAAUUCUUCAAUUAUUCCAUAUUGGUUAUCAUUAAAUUCAGAUGAUUCAAUUCUUGCUAUUAUUCUUUUACAAUUAAAUACAAAUUCAUGGUAUAUUAUUUUAUAUGAUGUUGUUAAAUUAAUUCAAAUGCCGGAAUCAAUACCAAUUUGUUCACCUAUUUAUUUAUCAAGUGAUUCUAUUGGUAAUACAAUUCAAUAUUUUACAUGGAAUCCAGCUAGUACAAAUUCAAAUAUGUUUGCUUAUAUUGAUGGAAAUGGAUCUGUUUCAACAUAUGAAAUUGAUCAAAAUUUAAAACAAUUAAAAAUAUUAGGCAAAUGUGAUGCAAAUGAUGAUAAUUCAUCAAUUUGUUGGAGUCCAAGAGGAAAACAAAUUGUUGUUGUUAAAUAUUCUGGUGCUUUAGAAUUAUAUGAACCAAAUAUGCUAUUAAAAAAACAAUAUCAAGCAGCUACGAUUAAUUCAACAUUUCCUCCAUGUAUUAGUGUACUUUGGCUUUCGACACAUCAAUUUUUACUUGGUUUUUCUGAAAAUAUUCCAGAUGAAAAUACAAAUGAAAAUUCAUUUUUUCAUAUUAUGGUUACUUAUGAUAAAGAUCAAAAUUCUAAAACACAAAUUUAUAAUGAUCUUUUUUUUGAUGCUUAUGAUACUUCAACGAAUAUUAAUCCACAAUAUUUCUAUGUACGACUAAAUGAAGGUAAAAUUAUCAUAUGUGGUCUUACGAAUUCAUUAAAAAUUAAUGUACUUGGUUCAGAUGAACUCAAUCAGGGGGGAACCAUGGCAUUCGCUUAUAAAAAUACUGUAUAG